Molecule: messenger RNA, 2397 nt
Organism: Scomber japonicus (chub mackerel)
Lineage: Eukaryota; Metazoa; Chordata; Actinopteri; Scombriformes; Scombridae
Gene: irf6
Product: interferon regulatory factor 6
Exons: 8
Coding region: 243-1721 (492 amino acids)
Biological process (GO): regulation of transcription by RNA polymerase II; immune system process
Cellular component (GO): nucleus
Molecular function (GO): RNA polymerase II cis-regulatory region sequence-specific DNA binding; DNA-binding transcription factor activity, RNA polymerase II-specific; protein binding
Source: RefSeq, a predicted model, not a curated record
GGGAAGGGCCAAGCCGAGUGAAAAACAUCAGCUCUUCAAAGUUUUCCGAGACAAACUUUCUUCUUGUUGUUAUUACCAACUAACUUCGCGGGAGUGAAUGUUGUGGAACUGACUUUAUCAGGAGUUUGCAGAUUUUGGGGGGAUUUGUGACGGAAACAGACUUUUUUUUAUAAAAACUGCCAGCUGUUGGUUUGCAGGCCGACCAGGAAAGAACCUCGGUAGCUUCCUGGUUCGCUACAGGUAUGAUGUCUGUCACCCCUCGGCGUGUGCGGCUGAAACCAUGGUUGGUGGCGCAGGUCGACAGCGGCAGAUAUGUGGGUUUGGAGUGGAUGGACCGCGAGGCCAUGCGCUUUAAGAUCCCAUGGAAACACGCCACACGACACACACCCCAGCACGAGGACGAGGACACCAUAUUUAAGGCGUGGGCUGUGGAGACGGGGAAGUUCCAAGAGGGAGUUGAUGAACCUGAUCCUGCAAAGUGGAAAGCACAGCUUCGAUGUGCCCUGAACAAAAGCAGAGAAUUCAAACUUGUCUAUGAUGGAACCAAAGAGGUCCCCAUGAAUCCUUUAAAGAUAUAUGAUGUCUGUGAUAUCCCACAACCCCUCAGUAACCAAGGCUCUUCAGAUGCUGGCUCUUGGACUCCUUAUGAGGAAGAGGGUGGUGAGGAAGAUGUUCCAGAUACACCAGAAUCUCUCCCUCCAUACCCAUCCAAUGGCACCCCCUCUCCUCUUAUUAUGUGGUCUCCCAUGGGCUCCGAUUCCUCUAUGCAGCCUCCCAGUUGUCCCCCUUCAAAUGAGGUCUGGCCCAAAGAGGAACCGGCUAAAAUCUGGCCUAAAGAGGAGCCGGUGGAUGUGGAAAUGCAGCCCACAGCCCUGAGUGACAUGCCCCCUGCUCCUCUGCCCGAUCACUCAAUGCAGCCACCCUCUCUACCAGAUAUGUUUUUUGCCUCUCCAGAGAUGUGGAUCAGCUCCCUCCCGAUGACCGACCUGGAGGUGCAGUUCCUGUACAGAGGGAAGGAGAUGUGUCCUAUGAUGACUAUCAGUAACCCGCAGGGCUGCAGGCUGUUCUACGGAGACCUCGGCCCCAUGGUCAACCAGGAAGAGCUGUUCGGGCCAGUGAGCCUGGAACAGCUACGUUUCCCGACCACCGAGCAUAUUACCAAUGACAAGCAGAGAGUCUUCACUAACCGCCUGCUGGAUGUGAUGGACAGAGGUCUAAUCCUGGAGAUCAAUGGCCAUGAUAUCUACGCAAUUCGUCUCUGCCAGUGCAAGGUGUACUGGUGUGGCCCGUGUGCUCCAAAUCCAGCAGCACCGAAUCUUAUAGAGCGACAGAGAAAGGUCAAACUCUUCUGUCUGGAGUCUUUUCUCAGUGGGGUGAUAGCCCACCAGCGUGGACAGACACCAAUCCCCCCCCAAUUCGAAAUCAGCCUGUGUUUCGGGGAGGAGUGGCCUGAUGGAAGGCCCAGGGAGAGGAAACUUAUCAUGGUUCAGGUCAUUCCAGUGGUGGCCCGCAUGAUAAGCGAGAUGUUUGCUGGAGACAACACACGAUCCUUCGAUAGCGGCAGUGUUCGCCUGCAGAUUUCAAUCCCUGAUAUCAAAGACAACAUAGUAACCCAUCUUAAGCAGCUGUACUGCCUGCUACAGACCCACCAGGGUCAGGAUGGCUGGGCACUGCCUCCUGGCCAAGGCCUGAACAUCGUCCAGGCUCUGCAGGCUCAGUGAGAAAACUGCACCAUGGACUGUUGAGCAAAAACAACAUGUAUCGUUUGUCAUUGUGUUUCAAACUGCUCCUGAGAGUUAACUACUGUUAGCAAAGAAGUACUUAUGUGUAAUCGUAUUUAGGAGUGUACACACUAUACUGUAGGAUUCCUGUUUUUCAGCUUUACUCUAGUAUGACUGUGCUAUGUUUUCUAUAGUGCCUUGAAGCGCCUGCAGGAACAGUAGAUUGAUGGGGUAACUGCAUGGGCCAAAGUCCUGCUUACUACAAGGCAACAUUUAACAUAGUUAAUGAGUUACAGAAAUUGCCCUCCGUCACUUAAAUCUAAAACAGGUCAGUGAUUACCAAGCUCCCCUUUGAGUCUGUUAUUCAUGAAACAGUGUAGGGUGCCGUUCUUAGCAUGGGGUUUGUAUAUUUUGGGAAAUAUAAGAAAAUGUGAAUGACAUUAUGGAGGGCUAAAAGUUUAUUCUGCCAUUUAUGGUUAAUUAUAGUGGCCAGUUGAACUCAUGCACAUACACAUACAUGCAGUUUGGGAAUGUCAAUUUUGUUAAACAAAUGAUGAUGAUGAUAAGUGCCUGCUUUCUAGUAAUUCAGCCUACAGUUUUGUUGACUUCGGCUGUUUUAUUUUUCCAUUUCUAUUAUAGGAUAUUUUUGUACACGUAGCGUUUGAUUUUAAGCCAU